Molecule: messenger RNA, 630 nt
Organism: Acanthamoeba castellanii str. Neff
Lineage: Eukaryota; Discosea; Longamoebia; Acanthamoebidae
Exons: 6
Source: RefSeq, a predicted model, not a curated record
AUGGCUGAGCGACUGGAGGCCAAGGGCGUGCCGGGCAACACGAGGGAAGCCCUCCAGGGAUUCCUGGAAGCGCCGCUGCCCGAACAGCUGGCCGGCCUCACCUCCUGGAUGCGCGAUUUUGAGGCGUUGGACGACGAACCUUGGGCCACGCUGCAAUCUCCUCUCGGAACGGGCACGCAAUACUCUGCGACGCCGGUGGCGGCCAAGUGGGUCGCUGCCCUGCUCGACUAUCCCUGGGUGACCAACACGAGCGACAUCUUGCGGCCACAGGAGCAAGCCGCCUACGACGAAAUGAGCAAGCACACGGCCAAGUACAUCAGAUUGGCCCACGAGGGCGAUGAAGAGACCCGAUUGGCUGCCAUCUUCCUGCUCGCCAUGCUGCCGGGCCAGUGGCGCUCAACGCUGUCUUUGCUUGCGGACAUCGCGUGCGACAUCGCGCAGCCGCUUGCCGUCCGCGCCAGCGCCCUCUCAGCGCUCUCCUUCGUUGCGCCCGUGCACGAUAGCAGCAGCGUCGACCCCACCUCUGCCGUCGGAUCAGACAACGACACCGCCGGCGACAGCAAGCAAGAGAGGCUCGCUCAGACCCGCCGGGCCAUCGCCGUUCUCUCCUCCUUCUUGCCGCCCCUCUCC